AUGCUUAGCACAGUCACGAUCUGGAGGGACAAGAAGAAGGCUGACAAUGGUUUGACAGCGAGGUUCGCAAAAGCUACGCAGGUGAAGGCAGCUGAGGAUCUCAAGUACAACGGCAAGGAUGGUACUGUUGAAGUAAAGCGACGUAAGUGA
Perkinsus marinus ATCC 50983 is the source of this 150-nucleotide messenger RNA. RefSeq lists its product as hypothetical. Bases 1 to 150 code for a protein of 49 amino acids. The transcript has 3 exons. The record is from RefSeq and is a predicted model, not a curated record. NCBI's taxonomy places the organism in Eukaryota, Perkinsozoa, Perkinsida, Perkinsidae.